UCAAAAUGUUAUCAUUGCUAUGAGUUAGUAGUAUUAAUAGUGGUGUCACUGACACUAUUAUGAUGUAUUGCUUUGGUUCCCUCCUGCAAUCUCGUGAUUUGCCAUUAGAAACCCUGCGUCAUAGAUGCAGUUCCUUGACUCCUCCAGUAGAUGGCGUUUUUGGUAUUAAAAGUACUGUAGUUUUGACAAAAAGUGCAACGUGGAAAGUUUGAACGUGCGUGACAACAUCACGAGGGCUUACAGUUCAUGUCUAACAUGCUCCACAGUCCGCACUGGAGCUGUGUGUGAGGAUUCAGACAUUUUAAUGUGAUCAAAGGUUCUUGCAGUGAACUUCAGGAGAAGGAAGCGGUGAAGGCGAUGGACGGAGCCGUGGCUGUGUUAUUAAUCUCUCUCGCGAUGUUUGUGGGAUGUUUUCUGCUCGGACUCAUUCCAUUACUGGUCAACUUUUCCCAGCAGAAACAGCAGUUUAUUACUGUGUUUGGGGCGGGGCUUCUAUGUGGCACCGCCCUCGCGAUUAUCAUUCCGGAAGGGGUGGAGCUACUGGAGGGGUCAUCCAGAGGUUCGUUUUGCUCGGAUGCAACAGCUGAGCGAAACAACUCGGAUUCGAUUUCUGCUCUCAAGCCUUCUUCAGAGAAACGGUUGCGUCCGCACGUCUUCAUUGGAGCUUCACUGGUCCUGGGGUUCACACUGAUGUUUGUGGUGGAUCAGAUUGCUGAGUACUGCUCUGCACAUGUCUCACGUGCGAGCGGAUACAGCGGCAGCACCACUGCGACUCUGGGUCUCCUCAUUCACGCAGCAGCUGAUGGUAUGGCUCUAGGUGCAGCUGUUGCAUCAUCUCAAGUGUCAGUUCAGGUCAUUGUCUUCUUUGCUGUAAUUCUACACAAGGCCCCUGCUGCAUUCGGCCUCGUCUCAUUUCUCAUGCAUGCAGGUCUGGAGAAAAGCACAGUUCAGAAGCAUUUGCUGGCUUUUUCCUGUGCAGCACCUCUGACGGCAAUCUGCACCUACUUCAUCCUAAUCGCGACUGGUGGAUCAUCAGAACACAGACUCAGUGCAACAGGAAUUGGCAUGCUGGUCUCUGCUGGGACUUUCCUCUACGUGGCUACGGUGCAUGUUCUUCCUGAGAUUAACAGCAGAGGGCAGCAGCGGUCCGGUCCGGUUCACCACCACGCGGGAACAGGAGCGUUCCAUCACACAGGACUCGGUGUACUGGAAAGCGUCACUCUGGUGGUCGGAGCUGGACUUCCGGUUCUCUUAGCCCUCGGUCUACCUGAGGAAUGAAACUCAUUCGUUGACUAAGAUUCCCUGUGGGACUUUUUUUUUGCAUUUUAUUCUUACAAAUGAUCCAAGAGUUCAAUUAUUUAUGAGUGUUUUUGUAGCCCUUUGCCAAAUCUGUGAACUUAGCAGUAUUUUUAUAUUUCAAAUGCACUGGUCCGUGUUUCAUUUCACUUCAGAACAUCAUGCUGGUGUUGAUCCAGGAAUUCACCAACACCGAAAUUACUGCUCCACGAUUAAUUGUAUCGCAUCGCAAUGUCGCGAUUUAAUGAAAUAAACAAGUGCACGUGGACACAC
This is a messenger RNA of Silurus meridionalis, 1569 nucleotides long. RefSeq names its product zinc transporter ZIP9. Bases 358 to 1278 code for a protein of 306 amino acids. Gene Ontology annotation, cellular component: membrane. NCBI's taxonomy places the organism in Eukaryota, Metazoa, Chordata, Actinopteri, Siluriformes, Siluridae. Gene Ontology annotation, biological process: transmembrane transport; zinc ion transport. The transcript has 7 exons. Gene Ontology annotation, molecular function: metal ion transmembrane transporter activity. The record is from RefSeq and is a predicted model, not a curated record.